AUGGCAUUCAAAUUCAUUGUAUUCUCAGCACUUUUGGCCGUCGCCAACGCCGGCGUUUUGCACCAUCCCGUCAGCUAUGCGCAUGUUGUCAAUCCCGCUGUGGAUGCCGUCGCCGCGACACACCAAAACGUGGUGCGCUCCUUCGGCGGUACUGUCUCCCAGUACUCGAAGAACAUUGAAACCCCCUAUUCCAGCGUACACAAGUCGGAUACUCGCAUCAGCAACAACGUCUACACACCAGCCGUCGCUAAGACUGUCACCUAUGCUGCACCGGCUGUGACGAAGACCUUCGUGAGCGCACCCUCGCAAACCGUUUAUGAACACCAUGAAGCCGCACCUGCCGUGUAUGAACACGCCGAACCCGCACCAACCGCUGCUGUUUAUACCCAUGCCGCUCCAGUGGCCAAAACGGUGACUUAUGCCGCGCCCGCUAUUGCCAAAACCGUGACUUAUGCCGCACCAGCUGUGGCCAAAACCGUCAGCUAUGCGGCUCCCGUUCACCAGCUGUAUCAUCAUGAGGCUCCUGUCACCAAAACCGUGAGCUACGCUGCGCCAGCUCAGGUUUACCAGCAUGAAGCUGCUCCAGUGGCCACCACCACCUACAACCAUGGUCCAGCUGCCACCACUUACACCCACAAUUCACCAUCGGUCGCCGCUUAUGGUUCCAGCCAAACUGUGCACUACUCACCCGCCGAGAUGGUCUCGCACAUGAGCUUCGAUGGUUUCGGCACACACUGGGGAUUCUAA
This is a messenger RNA of Bactrocera tryoni, 747 nucleotides long. Its product is annotated as cuticle protein-like. The record is from RefSeq and is a predicted model, not a curated record. NCBI's taxonomy places the organism in Eukaryota, Metazoa, Arthropoda, Insecta, Diptera, Tephritidae. The transcript has a single exon. The coding region runs from base 1 to 747 and encodes 248 amino acids.